Molecule: messenger RNA, 2229 nt
Organism: Trypanosoma grayi
Lineage: Eukaryota; Euglenozoa; Kinetoplastea; Trypanosomatida; Trypanosomatidae
Exons: 1
Coding region: 1-2229 (742 amino acids)
Source: RefSeq, a predicted model, not a curated record
AUGGCUACCAGGGUCGCCGAAUGCAAUUGGCUUCUGUUAUUUGACAUUGCUCUAAGUCAUGGAGAGUCUCUCCGCCAGAAGCGCCUGCAAUACGGUAGUCUGCUGACAUUUUUGCGCUCUGCCGGUCUCUUGGGGCCAAAAACAGGCGUGUACCCGAUUCUCCUUGAGGCCCUUUGGCGUCUUCACGGAUGCCCCACACAGUUCCCUAAACAUAGUGAGCCGUCCACGCGAGAGAAAUCUGUCCAUGACCUUACAGUUGACUUUGACGGAUUUCUUGCAGUGAUGAAUGUGGUGUGCGUGAGGUGCUUUCAAACGCAGAAGUGCUCGGAUUUGUUGGAGGAAGAACGACCCGUAUCAGAGGCAAUCAUCUUGUCUGCUGAGGAUCAGGUGCAGCUGAAGGAGAGCGUUCCGUUCGCAGCACGUCGCUUCUUCAAGCCGCUGAUCAAUAGGUGCGUCGUCUUGAAGAGAAUGGUGGUAUCGCUGGAUUCUAUGAAGAAUGAUUGGACCCCUUACACCAAUCAGUUCAUAACACAUAUUGUUGCAUCGGCGGCUAAUACCAUUAUUGUGCCGCUUUUUCGCCGUUAUGCGAAAGCUGGUCGACUAUACCGCCCGGCUUUUGAAGAAAUGGUAGAAAAUAUUUUUCCGAAACUCACACCCAUUCAAAAGAAGGGUGCAGCGGCUGUUUUUGACUACCCCGGUUUUUUCGGCAUUCAACAUUUGAUGGAGUAUUGCCGCUUAGAGAACACCGAGGGUGCAACUGCGGCUUUGGAGUUAGAUGCCUUCGCCGAAGCUCUCUUGAUGUUAGGCAUCGUGGCGUUCUCCGAUGAGGCGCAGUAUGAGCAUCAUCGCCCUCUUACGGCGAAGGUGUGGUCUGUCUUUGAAGACUACUACAGUGAGUUUGUGGGCGCACCGAUGGUACCAGAUCCCAUCGUGGACAAUAAGUAUGCUUCAAUUUUACCAGUUGUUAGUCUCAUCUUCCCCUCGAAAGUGCCGCUUGAUAAGGUGUCGUCAUUUAUUAUUGGAGGAUGGAACUUGACAGUUGAUGAGCAGCGCGGGGAGUCAUUUGUCAAUACGCCAGAUUACCCUCCACGUAUCAUGCAACUGGAUGGAGGGAGAAAAGGGACUAGUGGUGGGGGAGGCCGGCGCGUCUCUGGGCCGCUGCCUCCAUCCACCGCAGGGCUGGCCUCGAAGUUAUUCGAAGAAGAGCUAAACCGUCAGAGGUGUGCAGAGUACGAUUUGCCACUUUACGGUAUGAGACGCUGCACUGUAUAUGUGAAUCAUUUUCGUGCCACGGCCUUUCAAUGUGGACCCAAUAGAGCGGAGGUUGUGUUUCCCUCAUCCAUGUGGGAUGCUUCCAUCCACAAGACACGAAUUCAUUUUGCUGAGUGUGGUGAAGAGGGUAGACUGACGUUAAGCCCCUUCACAAAGGCAACUAUUUCAUUACGAGAUGCACUUGGGGAGGUGAUAUACAGCACAGAAGAAGUGCAUCUCGUGGGGGCACCUAUUGUAGAGUCUAUUCCAAUAUCACAGAUGCAGGGACUGAAGGCGGUGUUUGCUCACCAUGCUACAGAUGGUGUAAUGCCACUGGAUCAAUUUAAUGAAGCAUGUGCUAAAUUGUGUGUUGCUCCACUGGCUGAUCAAUGUGGUGGUUGUUCUUCGUUCAUUGAGACGUACUUGAAGCAACGCAUGGAUGAGAGUAUGAUAUCAAGUGAUCAUUCUAGAGCUGAGGAAAGAUCGAUCUCCUUUACUGAGUUUGCAUCGGCAAUAGCAACACUAUUGCUACAACAAUUGAAUACGGAUAAGUGCAUAGCUAAUGUACCGUACCUCCUUGGUAUAGCGAUAUCACGUGCAACUCAGAAGUUACCUCCACUUGCUGAACAGAAGGGCAUUGCUGCCCCACCGUUAAUGCCACAACCACCGCCAAAAUCUUGCCCCCACAAUGCACGGAUCGAUGUACCAUAUGCAAACGCCUUGCGCAGGAAGGCCUCGUCACUGCGUCUCCACACCGGCGCUGAGAAGCUGCUAAGGACUGCUGGAAAGUCUGGACUAAAUUCUCUACGUCUCUUGCCAGAAUUUCCUGAGGAGGCCAAGGUGCUUAGUUUGGUCUCGCAAUAUAACGAUGAUGAGAAUGGACUUAGUGAAAAGGUGAGUAAAGCGUCAGCGUCCUUGCGAGAGGCCUUUCUCAAGGAGGAGAUGGUUGUGUGUCGUCAAGGGUGGAAAGUGGAGUGA